AUGCGAAACACUCCUACCACAUGCGGCCGCGGAAUUAAGCUCAAGCAGUUCGAUGUGGGCGAUCAUAGAAGGCCUUCUUCUUCCCUGUCAGAAACAGGGCAGCACCAUGUUUCAGGUGAAGGAGAAGACUCCGUCAGCAGUCCAGAACCACGACUGGAUGACAAAGAAGGAGGAGGAAGGAGCCGCAGACGCACCAAACGCAUCAGGACCUGCUUUCGCCGUGAGCAGCUGCGAGCGCUCGAGUCCUACUUUGCUCAGAAACACAAUCCUGAUGGUAAAGACUGGACUUGUCUGGCACACAAGACUGGUCUUCCAAAGAGAGUCCUGCAGGUGUGGUUUCAAAACGCUCGAGCCAAACUCAGACGUUCCCUCAACUCGGAGUAUCCUCAGGUCCACUCGCCUGCCACGCCCUUCCCAACUGUUGCCGUAGCAACCAGCUCCUCUCCACCGGCCUGCGCCAUGUCUGACCACACCCAGCCCUUCCCCACCAGCACCAUCGACCACCUGCAGCUGUCCCUGCUUACCGCUCCAGUCAACGAGAGAUCAGAGGUUGUUAAUCCGUCAGCACAUCAGCUGCUCCAAAGCUCCAACUCCAUGGACUACAAUUCCCAGAGUGCACCAGGAUGUUCUUCUCUUGAUCUCCAGGGGAACUUUGAAUUGGAAAUAGAUAGGAGUGAUAGUUCAGAUGCUUUUAGACUUCAUUACUGUUGAAAUUAAAGCAGAAACUAAUGAAAUUAAUGAUUAAAGACCCACUCCGAUCAUGUUUUGAGCUAUUUUGAAAACAUUCCCAGUGGUCUUUUAAUCAAAUUAUGCCAUAAUUAGCCAAAAAUCAAAAAUCCCUGUCGGAUUCUAGGACAUAGUUUCUGCAAACCGACAGUAGCUCAUCAGAAAUUUAUUCGAGUUGUGUCACUAAGCUAGAAAUAAACUUAUUUUCAAAUGGCAUUUUUUACGUCUGCUCCUGAUUCACCAUAAUUUAAAAAAAGAAAUACUCAAAAAUCCUAUUUUAAACAUAAAUUUCUUAAUUUAUGUCCUUCAUCAUCAGAAAAAUUCCACGAGAAUAUGUUAAAAACACCAAAAACUAAAUUAUCCUCAGAGUGGGUCUUUAAAAAUCUAAAUUAAACAUUUCCUGCAUACAAAUUUGUUUAGCUCUUAGUAAGAAAGGGUAGUUAAUUGUAAAAAAACAGCAAAAAAAA
Molecule: messenger RNA, 1193 nt
Organism: Oryzias melastigma (Indian medaka)
Lineage: Eukaryota; Metazoa; Chordata; Actinopteri; Beloniformes; Adrianichthyidae
Product: LIM/homeobox protein ttx-3-like
Exons: 3
Coding region: 1-711 (236 amino acids)
Biological process (GO): regulation of transcription by RNA polymerase II; neuron differentiation
Cellular component (GO): nucleus
Molecular function (GO): DNA-binding transcription factor activity, RNA polymerase II-specific; RNA polymerase II transcription regulatory region sequence-specific DNA binding
Source: RefSeq, a predicted model, not a curated record